GCUGUCUGGAGACCUGCUGCCAUUGAAGAGCUCAGUGUGUCUCUACUGAGUGUGUGACAGCGCUCCAGCUCCAAUUCCAUAACCAAAUCCCUUGGGACCAAAGUUUUUGCCAUAACAGGCUGUUGGAAAGAAAGAAAAGACAAAUGCAGCCUGAAUGGAUCAACACGGGUCAUCCUGCCUGGCUUCACCACUCUGGACCAGCAACGAAAACAGGCAAGACGAUCAAUGAGGAGCAGAAAAAAGAAGGUAGACACUUGGACAUGAGAUGAGUGUUGUGGUGUGAAGAUGACGCCAGGGCGAAGGACGUUAACAGAAGCUUCCUGUCUCGAUGAAUGGAGAGGCAGUGCCGACCAAUGGGAGGAGAGCGGUGAGGAUGCAACAGUGAUCCAGGAAAAAACAGCCCCAUUGUUUCUGGGACGUCGGAGAAGUGCGACCACCAUCCUGAAGGCUCUGGCUGCUCGGCCUAACGGCGCACUGAAGGAGCCGGCGCCCCGUUGACAGGUCAGUAUGAGUGGGGGAGUCAAUGUGAAGUCGGCCCCCCGGGCUCCUCCCGCAUCAGGAAUCCCCCUCCCACACAGCCUGUUGCCCUCCUCCCCCAAAACAGACACCUGCCGCCGGGCUAGUGACCUGCCCAGGCCCUCAAUACUUACUCCAAAACACACACCCACACACACUCCCACACACACGCCCAUACACUCUCCGUUACUUUGCCCGCGGAGCUCCAGCAUCCCCGGGCCGUCCUCCAGGGACCCGAAGAGAGACGCAGGCUUCAAGAGUCAGCUCUUCCAGCGGAUGGGAACUCUACCUGCUCCCCAGGUGUCACGCUCUGCCUACAGCAGCCCGUUAACCCAGCGCAGGGUAGCUCCGCCGCCGCACUCCAAAGACACACUGGAUCUGGGGAAACCCGCCCAGUCUCACAUCCCCUCGCAGUUUCCACAUGAUGGCAAUCGAAACAGAAACACCCUCGCCAAUAAGAACCAAACAUGGGGAAGCAGCAACCUGCGUCCACCGCUCCAGUUCAGAAGAGGAGACAACUCCAACACCGUAUCCCAGGCAACGAGUGAGGUCACGCCACGAAGAGAGGAAGAGUCCACCGUAUCGAACAAUGGUCACCUUCGCCCCUCUCAAGUUUAUGAUAAUAACCCUGGUUACGAGCACGCCAUCAGGGGCGGCAGUGACUCCACCAGCCAAUCAGACGAGGAGAUGGACACCCCUGAGGACAGCAGUCCGGCCUCCUCUCCUUGUCCCCUGCCGCUGCCUCCGAUCACAUUCACCAUGCCAUUAAUGUCCAGGAUGGCCGUUGAUAGGCUGGAUCAAAGCCUGGACGAGGAGACGCACACACCCAGAGUCAACAUGGCCACUGUGGCUCCCUUCAGCUACAGGCUGCACGCGCAGGAGAGCGACUUUUCAGUGGAUGAACUGAGUGACUGCUCAUCUGGAUCCAUAGAAGUCUGCUGUGAUGACCUGACACUAGGAGGGAUGCUGGAGGCUAAUGUGGCUAACAUUAGCAUGACGGCCAAGCCCAGAGAGCUGGACCUGAGGUCUGCUGCUGCUGUCUCCUGCCAGGACACUUCAGCCCAGGCCAUGGCCUCUAGGAAGCCCCCGGCCAAGCCCUCCGCUCUGCCCCAGGGACCGUCACGUCCCUCCGGGUCAGAGCUCAAGGUCUACCGGCCGUCCUCUGGAUCUAUCCCCAUCCCGAGCCCCAAUCCGUCCAGGCUCCGCAAGCAGCGGUCGCUCAACAACUUGUGUGUGCUCACUGAUGCUGAGAAGAAGCUGCACCUGUACCAGUCUCCCCGCUGGACCGAUGAUGCGAGCCGGCCUGGCACAGGCACCAACAAGCCGGGCCAGACUAAGACGGUUCAGGCCGGUGUCGGCAAACCACCACUUUCCCGGACUCUUUCAAAGUCAGAACAGUCUCUUUUCCAGGGGAAGCCCAAACCUUUCUGCUCCCCGCCUGUGACUUCUAACGGCGGCAAACCCAGCCGAAUCCCCGCCCCCGGUAAACCGCGGGGACCUUAUGCUGAGGUCAAGCCCAUCAGCAAGGCCUCCGAAGCAUGCCAGAAUGCAGACACCGCAGACCACCCAACUAAGGCCAACUCCAAUGGAGCUGGGAAUACUGGGACUAAUGGCAAGAAACAAGGGGAGAAGGGGAGAACUGCAUCUCUGUCAACAGAGGAGAAGAAAGAGAGGAAGGGGAUAGAGGGAGAAGAUGACAAGAGCUUUCUGAAGGUGGACCCAGAGUUAGUGGUGACGGUUCUGGGAGACCUGGAACAACUGCUCUUCAGCCAAAUGCUUGACCCGGAGUCCCAAAGGAAGAGGACCGUGCAAAAUGUUCUGGACCUUCGACAGAACCUGGAGGAAACCAUGACCAGCCUGAGAGGCGUGCAGCUCAGCCACAGCUGCGUGGACGGGACCAUGUGCUACGACAGCGAUGAAGCUGCUGCGUUCUCAAUUUCCAGUCUAUCAAAUCGCUCCUCACCGUUGUCGUGGCGUCAGGGUCAAGCGAGCCCCCGUCUGCAGGCCGGCGAAGCUCCGUCCACCGGUAACACCCAUUUAGACGUCCCACUCCGGAUCAGCCACAACGCUCGUAUCCAACUCAUCGAAGCGCUGGACGCCUCGGACCCGUCCCUUCUGAAGGGAGAUUACCUCAGCAACAGCGACCUCGGCAGGAAGAGCUCAAACGAGGAUGAUGAAGAUGAUGAUGAUAUUGAUGAUCUGGGGAAUGGCUGGGAUGAGAGCAGUUCCAUCAGCAGCGGUCUGAGUGACGGCUCAGAUAACCUCAGCUCUGAAGAGUUCAACACCAGUCCCACUCUCAACUCCCUCCCCACCACUCCCAUCGGCUCCCGCAGAAACUCAACCAUAGUGAUGCGUACGGAUGCAGAGAAGAGAUCUCUGGUGGAGAGCGGUCUGUCCUGGGACAGUGAUGACACCAAACCCAGCCACAAGAGCCAGGGCGGCGGCGUCUACGACACAGGAAGUCUCAAGUCCGAAUCGGCCCAUAAAUGGAAAAAGACGCGGACGCAGGGGUUGGGGCUGGAAGGUGGGAAGGGCGAACUGAAGAAACCUCAGACCCUGGGUCACGGAAACAUGUUGAAGAAAGGAAGAAACCCACCUGUGGGAGUCACUUCCCCAAUCACACACACCACUCAGAGUGGGCUGAAAGUGGCAGGUACUGUGAAAUCAGAUGGGAAGCCAAUGGAUAAAUCUCGGUUAGCAGUGAAGACCUCUAGCCUUCAGCGCUCCUCUUCUGAUGCCAGUAAAGACCACAGAAAUGGCACCGGUGCUGGUGAGCAACGUAAACCUCCGUCCGGCCUCGUCAGGCCAUCAACUGGUGGAAGUUUUGGUUUCAAGAAGCCUACCGCAGCUACCAAUAACGGCACAAACAACGCCAGUUUGCCCAUACCCUGCGCUUCUGCAACAGCGGGGAAGAUUCCCAAAACGUCGGGUAUUCCUGUCAAACCAGGGGCUGGUGGCGGCGGUGGUGGUGGUGGUGGUGGUGGUGGUGGUGGAGGAGGAGGACGUAAGACAAGUCUAGAUGUUUCAAGCAUCGAGCAGAGUGGUUUUCUAUCUCCAAAUGCCAGGACGUCUCUCCAGUACCGCUCUCUGCCUCGUCCAGCAAAGACAAGCACCCUGACUCUAACGCGGCCAAGCUCAGCUCGCCCAAUGAGCACCACCAUGGACACAGGCUCCGGGCUGAUGAAACCGCCCCAGGGCUCGAGGCUCAAAGAACCCGCCUCUGGGAUCGGUUCUGGGUUGAGUAAGGCAGGUGGUCGUGGGAUCCCGAGUCCCAGUCCUGUCAAUCAGACAGACAGGGAGAAAGAGAAAGAGAGGGCCAAAGCCAAAGCUGUGGGAUCUGACUCUGAGUGUGGAGGAGGGUCUCUGAAGGGCAGCCCUGCUCAGACCCCCUCAGAGAACGGAGGGAAGCUGCAGGGGCUCAGACCUCCCAGCAGUGGCAAGGGCAUGGAUCUGCCCUCACCUAGCACACACAGGUUAUCUGGAAUGCGCAGCCUGGUGAAGCCUCCGUCCAUGGCCCAGCUUGACAAGCUGAACUCAAACAGCCUAGAUGUGGGAGUUCAGGACUCCCUGCCGCCUAAGAUUCCUCCCUACUCUAAGCUCCAGGACCUGGUCAGCUCAGCAGGCAGCUCCACUGGCCCCUGCCUGACCCCCAGCCCUGCCCCUCUACUCAAUGUGAACUCUUCGGCCUGCUUCUCAAGCUCAGGGACCGGGUUGGGCCCCAGGCAGGUCUCCUCUCUCGGGGUUCAAGGGAGCGGAGGGAGCACCUCUCCCCUGCUCUACCCUCGUCUGUCUGGGCUGCAUCGCAGCAUGGAGUCGCUGCCGCUGCAUAUGAGUCUGGCCCCAGAGCCCCAGGAGAGGGAAAAGGCGAGAGAGAGUCUGGUGAGGGGAUACACCACCUUAGAGUCCCGACACAAAGAUAAACAGGAAGACAGAGGCCCUCCGGCCAGCUGGAGCUCUGGAAGUAGAGUCUCAUUGGGUCUCACAGACAGUUCUCAGAGAGACAGAAACACGCUGCCAAAGAAAGGUUUAAGUUUCAGCAGUGCCUCGCAGGUUGAGGAGGAAGGGAAGGAGAAAGGAGACAGGAGACACUCUCAUACUAUCCUCAGUAUGACCGACUCGCUCACUCUUCCACUGCUGUCCUCACCCACCUCCCUGCCCCGCACCUCUAAGACCAGCAUGGUACCCAGCCCUGUCAGCGGACCUCCGAGGAUGACUCGAUCCAACAGCAUCCCGACACAAGACGCCUCUCUGGAGCUGUACGGAGCGUCUCCGCUGGGCAGCACGCUUUCGCUGGCCGAACGCCCCCGCAGCAUGGGAAUGGUUCGCUCCGGAUCCUUCAGGGACAAGGAACCCGACGAGGUUUCAGUUCAUGGGUCUGUACUCUCCCUGGCGUCCAACGCCUCGUCAAGCUACUCCUCGGUGAGUGUGGGCGGCAUACAGACUCAGGCUGAGGAAAGGAUUCAGGGAGAGCAAAUCCGUAAGCUGAGGAGGGAGCUGGAAUCGUCGCAGGAGAAGGUGUCUAACCUGACGACACAGCUGACGGCAAACGCAAAUCUGGUGGCCGCCUUCGAGCAAAGUUUGAAUCUGAUGACAACUCGGCUGCAGAGUCUGUCAAUAAGCCAGGAACAGAAGGACUCAGAGCUGCUGGAUCUGAGGGAGACCAUCGAGGCUCUGAAGGACAGGAAUGAUGAAGCCCAGGCCGUGAUACAAGGAGCCUUAAACAACCCAGAUAAUAUGAAAGAUUCCAUGCAGAUUCGACGUCAGAACUCAUGUGAGAGCAUCUCCAGUCUCAACAGCCUCACCAGUAUGUCGAGUAUGGGCAGCUUGAAGGACCAAGAUGCCAAGAAGAAGAAGAAAAAGAGCUGGGUCUUUGAGCUGAGGAGCUCCUUCAACAAGGCAUUCAGCAUCAAGAAAGGCGCCAAAACGUACUCAGACAUUGAGGAGAUCGCCACCCCCGACUCCUCAGCUCCCAACUCCCCAAAGAUGCUCCACGAGGGGGGAGAAGAAGAAGAAAUCCAGCCCUUAUCCCUUAAAACAUCGGCCUCCGCCACCUCUUCUGUGAUCAUGGAGACUACAGAAGAGGGAGACAACGAGGACACGUCGGUAACAGACUUACGCUCAGAACUUUGGGUGAAAGAGAGAGAACUGACAGACAUCCGACUGGAGGCCUUAAGCUCCGCACAUCAUCUGGAGCAGCUCCGAGAAGCCAUGAACAGCAUGCAGUCAACGGUGGAGAACCUGAAGGCGGAGAAUGACCAUUUGAAAACAGGCACCGGUCCCACCUCGUCCACCUCCCAGCCUUCAGGCCUGGCCUCUCUCCUGGGGCCCUCACUGAGGCAGCCGAUGUCCCUCACCAAGUCCUUCAGCCUCAGUCUGAAUGAUUGUAAAGAUCCAGACGUAUCUUCAGUUGACACGUUAAGUGUGUCUUCCCAGCGGGAUGAGGUGUGUGCACGAGUGCUUGUCCGCAUUGGAGAUCAAGCAGAGGACAGUAAGCAGCAGGAGUUCUAUCUGGGCUCAGUGCCGGUCGGUGUGAGAACCGACUGGUCCUGUCUCGACUCGCUUAUAGCUAAGACAUUCAAGGACUACCUGACUCAAGUGGACCCGACUGCCAGCCUGGGUCUGUCCUGUGAUUCGCUGCACAUGUACCAGCUGACCCAGGGAGGGCAGAGGGUGAUAGGAGGGGAUAAACCUCAAGCAUCACCUUUUCGUUGUCUCAGCAGUGGUUCAGCUCGAAUACUCGUCACUUUGAAAGGUCUCAGAGAAAAAUGUGUUGACUCGCUGGUGUUUGAGACACUGAUACCGAAGCCGAUGAUGCUGCACUACAUCAGCUUGCUGCUGAAACACAGGCGUCUGGUUCUGUCAGGGCCCAGCGGGACAGGAAAGACUUACCUGGCUCAGCGUCUGGCCCACUACCUCCUGCAGCGCAGCCGGACCGACUCGUCCGAGGCCGACCACGAGACCUGUCUCCUCGGUCGCAGCGCCGCUGUCACCUUCAACAUGCAUCGUCAAUCACAGAAGGAGUUGCAGUUGUAUCUGUCCGAUCUAGCAAAUCAGAUAGACAGAGAGAGCGGAGGAGAAAUGCCGCUGGUUGUUAUUAUAGAUGACAUUAGUGAUUCAGCAUCCCUCACUGAGCUUGUUAACGGAGCACUCACCUGCAAGUACCACAAAUGUCCUUACAUCAUUGGGACGACCAAUCAGCCUGUGAAGAUGUCAUCUAACCACAGUCUUCACCUUAGCUUCAGGAUGGUAAUGUUCUCCAACAACGUGGAACCGGCUAACGGGUUCCUGCUGAGGUACCUGCACCGUAAAUCUGUGGAAUCCUACCAGGAGAAGGAGCAGGACUCCGCACGUCACCAGGCUCUCCUGCGCGUAUUAGACUGGAUCCCUCAGCUCUGGUACCACCUCCACACUUUCCUGGAGAAACACGGCACUUCGGACUUCCUCAUAGGUCCCUGCUUCUUCCUAUCAUGCCCAGUAUCAGUGGCAGAGUUCAGGCAGUGGUUCAUUGACCUGUGGAACCACUCCAUCAUACCAUACCUGCAGGAGGGAGCCAAAGACGGCAUCAAGGUGCACGGGCAGAAGGCAGUAUGGGAGGAUCCAGUGGAGUGGGUGAGAGGGACCCUCCCUUGGCCCAACGCACAGCAGGACCAGUCCAGGCUCUUUCACCUACCUCCCCCAAGCAUAGGCCCACUCAGUGAGGAGAAGAAGGCCCCCAAAGAUACACCUCCACCCAGCACACUGGAGUCAGACCCACUGAUGGCCAUGCUGCUGAAGCUCCAGGAGUCGGCCAACUACAUAGAGUCUCCAGAGCGGGAAGGCUGUUUGGAUCCCACCCUGCAGGCCACACUCUGAGAAUAACAUGCGACUGACUGUCAGUCAAGCUAUGGAACUAUGGACUCUUUAUAACGACUGACACAGCGGGUGCAGUCCCAAUGAGACUUUAAAGACUCAAUAAUUAACUUAACUGUGUGCUCAGUGAGCAGCUACGAAGCUAAAUGUAAAGGAUCUAUAGAGAGAGUGAUUAUGGACGAAGGGUAUGCUCUGCCCUGCGACUAGAUUGACGAUGCUUUCAUAGGAAGCUGUGAUGAUCAUGUGGUGUCUCUUCUCUUCCCUCAAUUUGUUCCAGAUGGGUUGUUGUUGAAUCUGCAAGUGCAUGGUAACCGGAAUAGUAUGAUGCAAAAAUAUUACCUAUAAUCCUAUUGAUCAAGACCCAUUUUUUUCUUUUUCAUUUUGACUGCCACAACUUUCACCACAAACUAAUUGGUGCUUACUGAUGCUGGUUUUCUUUGAAGGCUUCAUUUCACAAAGAAAUUCAUCUCAGAAGUAACUGAUUUCCUCAAAAGUAGGAUCAUCGCUUGACGACAGCCAAAAAAUGCACUUUAUUUUCUACUUGUGGUAAUUGGAUUUAAGGAGGCUGUGUCAAUGUAUUAAACAGGAAUCAUGCAGUUCAUCGGUAAAUCCUCUAGAUGGCAGCAUCUACUCCUGCCUCAGUGCUCUCCUGGUGUGCUUUCUGACUUAUCAAAGGUGCUCGGUAGAAUAUAUCACACACUCUUUAACAGAGCUAUGAAAAUGGCCUUGAAUGUUUUUUUUCUUAUCAAUUCAGCCAUUGUGUCAUUCAUGGAUUGAAAUAUCAGAACUGUGAAGCUGUAAGAGUAACAUGCAUGGGUGAAUAAUGAAUCGGUUUAAGGGUCAGUCUGUAAAGAAAAUGUCAUCAUGGGUGGACUCAGUAGCCGCUGGUUUCCUCCAGUAAUAUACUGAUAUAACCACAGACAUUGACCCAGCUCAACAUACUGUAUUGUAAACACAGAAGAAAAAAAAAGCUUGUUUAUGUAGUCUGCCCAAACAGGCCUAACAUUUCUGGCUUUGCUUGCGUAUAUUCUGUAUUUAGUUUUAAAACACAAAAUUCUCUUGUGAUAGAUGAGGAUACAGCUUUGAAAAUCUUGAUUUUGUAGGAUUUUAUACUGAGUCAUCUUCAACGAUCAUCUGUAUACAGCAGCAAUCACCUAUGUAUACCUAACACGCCAAUAUCGCGUCACUGUUUCUAUCAUUUCUCAUUCAUCACCCCACAAGGGGAAGUGGAGAACAUGACUAAAAAAAACUGCCAUCAAGUGAUAAGAAUCUGUACAAAACAAAAAUAACCUUCCUCGUUGCAUUUGCUCCUUCUCACGCAUUGUUUUGAGAGUUACAGUAAGAGUAAGGGCUGGAGGUAAGAAAGGCUGAAACUCAUUUUUAAGUGGCUUCCUCCUGUUUCUUUCCUUUGUUUUUUUGCACAUAAUAUAUGUUAGAAUACUAGAUUACAGAGAGUAUUUAUUGCUCACAUCUCGACUGUUCUCGUGAGGAAGGAAGAAAAAGACAUGUAAGAGGAGGAAACUAGAGAUACUCUUAAACCUCUCAGCCCCGCUGUGCCCCUUUGACCCUGAAGUACCUCAGACUGCCAUUUUCUGUCCAGAUGUUCCUCUACUGUCCAAACAGGGUGCUGGUGUAAAGUAGAGACAUGAUGCCUAAGUCUUAUCUGUGCCUGAAACACAAUUUGGCCUAAAGCUGCUUUCCGGCUGCUUUAAUCUACCACACGGAGGCCUCAAUUUAGAGGAAACAUCAUCACUUCCUCUCACCUACUCUGAUGUCACUUUAAUGUGGAGGUGGAGCGGGUUAUCAAUUUUGACCUUUUUGGCUGGUAGUCAUGGAGAUGAGCUGUUUGUUAAGAUGCUGUGUGUGUCAGUUAACUCUGAUGAGAAUGUGUAUCAUGACUGGGCUGCUUGUGUGCAAUUUGACACAAUUUUGAAAUUAAGUGUGAAAGACAUCUUUGUGGAGUUGCCUGAGAGUUGGAAGCAGUGUAAGAACAGAUAUUAGCCUGGAGAUGUAAUAUCGAUGCAUGUAUCCCUGGCGUGUUCCCAAAGUUUUGUUUCAUCGGACCUACCACACUUAACCUUACCACGGGAGGGAUUUUUAUUAACUGGACAUCUUCCUCUAUUCAUGUUGUUAUUAUUAAGAUUUGUUUUUUUUCUUAUGCAAAUAUUUGUAAAGGUUACUGUCCUAUUUUGUACAUGACAUCACUAUUGUAAACACUGUAAAUAGUCAGUGCAUCUGCGACAACAAUCACUAAAACGUGUAGAGAUCUAAGAGAAGGCUUGGCCCCUGUAUGCAGAAAACGGGCGUCCUUGGUGGUUUUAUUGUCUUCCUCCAGUGGGAAGGAGCACUUGGCUUAAAAAAAGGGGCCUAAUAAUGGUUGUAUGGCAUGUCUCUAUAAACACAUCAAAUCCCAUAUGUCUAACAUUGAGCAAUGGACACAAUAAAGUCAUGCCAUUCUUCACAUCA
Messenger RNA from Sebastes umbrosus (honeycomb rockfish), 9831 nucleotides. Its product is annotated as neuron navigator 1-like. Gene Ontology annotation, biological process: neuron migration; neurogenesis; nervous system development. The record is from RefSeq and is a predicted model, not a curated record. Gene Ontology annotation, cellular component: axon initial segment; microtubule cytoskeleton. The transcript has 37 exons. NCBI's taxonomy places the organism in Eukaryota, Metazoa, Chordata, Actinopteri, Perciformes, Sebastidae. Gene Ontology annotation, molecular function: ATP hydrolysis activity. Bases 508 to 7368 code for a protein of 2286 amino acids.